This is a messenger RNA of Anopheles stephensi (Asian malaria mosquito), 2787 nucleotides long. It is a transcript of the gene Or83a, whose product is annotated as odorant receptor 83a. NCBI's taxonomy places the organism in Eukaryota, Metazoa, Arthropoda, Insecta, Diptera, Culicidae. Gene Ontology annotation, molecular function: odorant binding; olfactory receptor activity. Gene Ontology annotation, cellular component: plasma membrane. Gene Ontology annotation, biological process: detection of chemical stimulus involved in sensory perception of smell; sensory perception of smell. The record is from RefSeq and is a predicted model, not a curated record.
UGUUUAAAUUUCUUAAAACCACCUUCGAAGCAUUUAUUGACUCUAAUUUGCUCCAAUUAUAUUCUUACCUUAACCCGCUUGUACGCAACCCUUGCCCGUUAUCGAUGGUCUGCCAUCAAAAGGCGGGAUUAUUUUGACCAUUUAACCACCUCCGCAGAACCGAGCCGAGAACGGUCCGGACCUGACCUGACCCCUUUAAAUUAUGCAUGCAUAAUUUGACAAUUAAUACCCACGGCAAGGUAGGUACCGUCCGGAAUGCCCGGGAGCAAGAUGUGCUCCAAAGAAAGGGGGCCCUAAAUUUGUCACGGCAACAGAAAGCGAAGAAUAAAUAAUUCACACAGAUCCUCCAGAUCGGAAAGUCAUAAAGAAUGGGCGAUGAUAAAAAGGUAAGUUGUUCGGGUAGAAGUUGGGCUGUUUUGUGUGAGACUUCGGUGUAGGUAGCUGCACAAUGUGGCGGUCUAGCAGUGAGGACGAUCAGACGCUUUCGUUGAACUUCCGGAUGCUCGAAAGGAUACUGAGGUUCGUGGCCGUGUGGCCCACGGACUACAAUCCGUACCUGCCGAAGUAUCUGCGCGGUCGAUACUUUCUCUCGGAGCUGAUCGACACGUGCUAUCUGCUGUUCUGGUUCUUCAUCUGCGUGCAUAUCGCUGCGUUUCACAUCGUCUCGAUAGUCGUCAUGGAUCUCAGCUAUGACGAGCUGUUUCUCACCCUGAUCACCACCAGCAUCUACUCGAUCAUGACGCUGCUGAGCUUGUACCUGCGGCUGUACGAGUCUAACGUGCGGCAGCUGUACGAGUUUACGACUCGUCACUUUCGCAAGCGUUCGGCCGCGGGUGUCCACUACAUCUCGAUCAGCUUCAGCAUUCGGGUUACCAAUCGGUACCAGUUCUGGUGGCUGAUCAUCUGUGUGCUCGGUACGAUGCACUGGGCAAUCUAUCCGAUUCUGUCCCAGGAACGUACGCUACCCUUUCCCUGCUGGUAUCCGGUCGACGUCCAGCAGUCUCCGAUGUACGAGCUGGCCUACAUUUUCCAGGUGCUGGGACAGCUGCAGGUGAGCCUUGUGUAUGGGCUGGCCGGAGCACUCUUCAUGGUGUUUGUGUUCAUGACCUGCAGUCAGUUCGAUAUGCUGUGCUGUAGUCUGACAAACAUCCGCCAGUCGGCCAUGAUCCUGAACGGACACUAUCGGCAGGAGCUGCGCCAACAGCAGGACAGCCACGAGCUAGAUACACGCGAGUACGUUCUCAAGGAGAUAUUCCGGGAGGACCUGGACAGUGUGCAGCCAACCAAGACCGCCUCGAAGCUCGACCAACUCUCCCCAUCCCAAAGCUACCUCAUGGAACUCUCGCCAGAGCUGACGUGCGUUCUCGAGGACUGCAUUAAGCAUCAUUUGCUCCUGCUUCGCUUCUGUCAACUGCUCGAAAGCUGCUACCAUCCCUACAUCCUGUUGAAACUGUUCCAGAUACUGCUGCUACUGUGCUUUCUAUCCUUCAUGGCAACGGUGGAAAGUUUGUCGACAAUGAAAUUAAUUAACGUCCUCGAGUACUUCAUGCUCACAAUGACGGAACUGUAUCUGUACUGCUUUCUCGGCCAGAUCCUCAUGAAUCAGGGCUUCAAGGUGGGCGACGCCCUGUGGAAGUCUCCAUGGCAUCUGUGCGGGGCUUCCUAUCGCCGUCGCAUGUUGAUUAUCCUGAUGAAUGCUCAGCGCCCGGUACGGUUGACUGGUUUGAAAUUGUACGAGUUGAAUCUGGAAACAUAUUAUACGGUCCUGAAGGCGGCAUUUUCGUACUACACCAUUAUAAAAAAGUUUCGUUAAAAUGUUGUUCAGUAUACUUAAAACUCAGAUACAAAUUUCAUCUAAAGAGUGAGCUAGUUUCACAUUAGACAAAUAAAUAGCUAACCCACAAAAUAGCCAAUCAAUAUCCAACCACCACAGCCGGAUCCAUCCUUUCGCAUUAAACGAACCGACAUUUCAUCAAACAUCAUCCGCAUCCGACACCAUUUCCUACACCAUUUACUUCAAUCUCUACACCUCAGCAGGAAGGGGUUUUCCUAACCUCACACAGUAUCUGAUUUUAAUGAACGGUUCAGUUAAGCACUCUAGAGCUCAGGAUUUUAUGUACGGUAUUAUCCUUCGUCAAAAAGCUCAAAAGGGAAACCCGAAAGAUCAUUUUUCUUCCCUUCACACUCAUACGGCCACACACGCACACACGGGUCUCACACGCACGGCAUACCUUUCAGUUGAGUGGAAAGCUGAAACAGGGCACGCAUUCCUCUAACGCUUUUCCAAAAAACUGUUUCAUGACUAAAUUUCCCUUCCCGAUCAACACGAUUCCGAAUUCUGCUCUCCGGACUGCGCUCGACGGAGAUUCCCCAAUGGAUGGAUGUGCUCGGAAUUCGUAGCGCCCCCCCGGCUUCAUUGAUUCCGAGCACGUGUCAUCCCGUCGGAGACAUCAUCGUCGAACAUGGAAUAAAGCACAACUCCCAUUACAAUUUCGCCCUUGCGCAUGAAAGGUUGGCCAAAUCAACGUCCGAACAUUAAAGUCAUCACAAGGAUGAAAAGGGGGAAGAUGGUGAUGAUGCUGGAAGAUAUAAUCAUCAGAAUCAUUUCUUCCAUGAAAACAGUGAAGCAGAGAAGGACGUUUUUUGAAGAAGACAAGAAAAAAAAACGGGAAUUUCUAGAUGUUUUUAAUUAAAUGCUACGGAGCCAUAGUUUUCGGAUGAAGACAUUCUUUGAUGUUUUCAUGUAGCGUACUGUUAUUGAAGAAGUUCUGCUUGUAAGUUCAUCGC